Messenger RNA from Rhinichthys klamathensis goyatoka, 3013 nucleotides. It is a transcript of the gene rasal3, whose product is annotated as RAS protein activator like 3. The record is from RefSeq and is a predicted model, not a curated record. NCBI's taxonomy places the organism in Eukaryota, Metazoa, Chordata, Actinopteri, Cypriniformes, Leuciscidae. The transcript has 17 exons. Gene Ontology annotation, biological process: regulation of GTPase activity. Bases 127 to 2826 code for a protein of 899 amino acids.
GAGAAUGUGGUCCAAGAGCCUGUUCGGCUCUCCUGGGCCCCCCCACAAGACGUUCCAGUUUGGGACAUAAGCAACUGUUUUCUUCAAGAUGGACAGAUCUUUAUCCCACGCGAGGAGGAGCCUUUGAUGAGGGUACGGAACCGGGCCAGCAGUUGUCUCUCCAGCGUCAGUCUCCAGAACAUCAGUGGAAGUCACACUGAGCUAAAUCCAGAUCCUGUGGUUCCCCAAAGUGGUACCAAAAUAAAAGGGCAAGAUGGAGGUGUCAAAAACUUAAUCAAGCGCCGCUUACAGGGUGAUGAUAAACGGAAAAGCAGCACACAGAUCAAUACUGCAGGACUAAGUGGUGCUGGAAGGUACGGUUCCAGAGAAUCUUUAUCCAUUCCAGUCAGUGCUGCAAAAAGCCUGGAUCUGAAUGCAGACCAGACCACCGUCAUCAGGCCAGUCCACAGCUCUAUUCUAGGGGAAAAGUACUGUUUUCAGGUCAUAAACUCAGAGAAUAACCACUGCUUUGGGUGCAGUUCAGCUGCAGAAAGAGACCGCUGGAUUGAAGACUUGCGUCGUACUGCACAUCCAAAUAAGGACAACUGUGAGCGUACUGAGAACUCCCUGAGCCUUUGGGUUAAUGAAGCAAAAGACCUUCCCCCAAAGAAGCGAUAUUAUUGUGAGGUCCACCUUGAUGGUACACUGUUUGCUCGUACCAGUAGCCGGGUCGUGGGGAAGUCCGUCCAACGCUCCAGUCAAGCAGUUGACGGAGGAUCCGGUGCAGCUGGUACAGGCCAUGGUGGUGGUGUUGCAGGAGGUUGCCAGAUAUUCUGGGGCGAAUUUUUUGAACUUGACAACUUGCCCCCUGUCACCCAGAUCACCCUGCACCUCUUUAGAGAAGAAGACUCCAAGAAGAAGCGCCAUUCCAAGGAUGACUCUAUGCUGCAUCCUCUAGGAAGUGUGGCUCUUGCUCUAGCAGACAUAAAAGGACGGGCCUUUCAAGAGAAGUGGUACCCCAUCGUUCCCUACAAGCCCCCAGGAACAAGUACAGCAAAGGACCAACUUGGACUUCAGGCUUCACUUCGAGUCAAGGCCAAAUUUAAGAACCUGAAAAUUCUGCCUAUUGAGAGGUACAAGGAAUUUGCUGAGUAUGUCACGGUGGAUUAUGUGGGUAUGUGCAGCAGCCUGGAACCUCUUCUUAAUGUACGGGAGAAAGAAGAACUGGCAGGAGCACUUGUUCAUGUGCUCCAGAGCAUUGGGAAAGCUAAGGAGUUCUUGAUUGAUCUUGGUAGUGCAGAAGUUCAGCGCUUGGGAGAAAAUGAGGCUUUGAUUUUCAGAGAGAAUACACUGGCCACAAAGGCUAUUGAUGAAUAUAUGAAAUUGGUGGGCCAGAAGUAUCUCAUAGACACACUUGGCGACUUUAUAUCCAGACUGUAUAGUGGAGGGGAGAGCUGCGAGGUAGACCCACAAAAAUGCUCUUCCUCUGAUCUACCAAUCAACCAGAGACAUCUAAAGGAGACAUGUGGGGAUGUUGUAAAGAGAAUCACUGACAUGCAUGACUCAUUCCCUGCAGAGCUGAAUGACAUUUUUUCCAGUUGGGUAUCAGAUUGUGAGGAUCGAGGUCUAACGGACAUCGGACACCGUCUCAUAUCAGCAUCUCUGUUUCUUCGAUUCUUAUGCCCAGCAAUCCUCAGUCCAUCACUCUUCGGCCUCACCCAACCCUAUCCAGAGACAAACACCCUUCGCACUCUCACUUUGACAGCCAAGGUCAUUCAAAACCUUGCAAACUGCACCUUGUUUGGCGAAAAGGAAGAAUACAUGUUUUUUAUGAAUGAGUUUCUAGAACAACACUGGGAGCCUAUGCGAGGAUUCUUACAGAAAGUAUCUGAUCCAGACAGUGAAAUGGCCAUGGCUCGAUUUGAUGGCUAUGUAGACCUGCCCCUUCGUCUAGCGGUCCUUCACAACCUCCUGGUGGAUAUUAUCUCUGUAAUGAAACAGGACCAAAUAGACAACCUACAACCCUUGCCUUCAAUCCUGAACCAGAUCACAGAAUUCCUUGAUCAUGAUGCUCAACGGAUCCCUUUUAGCAGCAGUCAUGGAACACCAAAGCCUAUAUACUUACCUCCAAGGGAUCUCCCCAAGUACAGUCCAUUGCAAAACUCCAUGCAGCAGCUUCCUGUAGACUCAAAAUUCAACCAAGGCAAAGAGCGUCAGCGGAAGCAGGUGCAGCGGGCUUUCAGUGUCCCCAACAGACCAUCCCGGCAGCUCAGGCAAACAGUUAAGCGGCAAGCAAGCAAUGAAGAGCUACCUACGCAGUGCCCGGACCAAGCUCCCAGUUUGGAAAUUACAUUGCCCAGCAAUUCCAUGAAACCCAAUACCGGACCAGCAAGAGUAUUCUGGGAAAUCAAAGAUCGCAAUGAGUCCCAUCAAAUAACAGGGCAAGGGCAAGAGCAAGAGGACACAAGCACAUUAGAUAGGCAUGCGCAAGAGUUGGCUGAGCUGCGUUUAGGAGUGGAGCAGGUGACAGAGCGCGAGCUGGAGAUGGCCAAGCGAUUAGAAGACUUCAUAGCUCUGAGCCAAGACCAGAAUACACAGCUACAGGCAGAGGUUCAGGACCUUCGUAAUCUGUUAGCCAUCCGUGAGGAACAGCUGGCCAGUGCAAGUUUCAGACUGGGCGUCAUAGAAGAGGAAAGGGAGGAAGACGAAAGAAAGCUGAAUGUCGCUGUGGCUGCAGUUGAACGCAUGAAUGUUUUGGAGGAACAGUUUGCUGGGUUGUUGAAAGAUGUGCACCAACUCUAUGCAGUUAACGCUGAUGGCAUAAGAAAGACGUACAUCAAUACCUGAUGUAACAUAGAAAGUACUGGUGUGGUGCGCUAAAUGAUGCCCCUUUGCAUUGCUAGUAGCCUUUGUCAGAUUUCUUUUAUUCAUUGGUAACAAUGCGCUUACAUAGCUACCUACCUGUAACAAAUAAACCAAAUCUUAUUAUCACUGCAAUAAUGAAAAAUUAACUGCAAUCACUGCAAAUUAAAAA